Messenger RNA from Notothenia coriiceps (black rockcod), 1097 nucleotides. Its product is annotated as SHC SH2 domain-binding protein 1-like. Bases 127 to 534 code for a protein of 135 amino acids. Lineage: Eukaryota; Metazoa; Chordata; Actinopteri; Perciformes; Nototheniidae. The record is from RefSeq and is a predicted model, not a curated record. The transcript is spliced from 3 exons.
GUGUGUUCUCUGCAGGGGGCUGGUGUGGAGAUUUACCCCGGCAGUGUGUGCAGUCUGGUGGGUAACGGCAUCCAUCACUGUAAAGACGGGAUCCUCAUCAAGGACUUUGCUGAUGAGCUCGAUGUGAUGCCGUCCAUCACCAUGGAGAACAAUGUGAUCCACAACAACGAGGGCUACGGGGUGAUUCUAGUGAAGGCCAACUGCGGAGAACAGCAGGGACUCCCUGCGGACCAAAAUGAAGAUGAACCCGCUGGCCCUGCAGACUCUCAGCCGGGGGGGUCUGCUGCUCUCUCCUCCAGCUCUUCCGCACAGAGCGAGUCCACUGAGGCUCGGCCCGACUCGGAGAGCAGCGGCACCGAAGCAGCCUCCAGCUCCGGCAGGAAGUGGCACUUCAGCCGGCAGCUGAGCAGGAGCAAGGAGCCGUCGUGCAGCCGGGCUGUGCAGGACCUGAUGCAGCACCAGAUCUUCGUCUCCAUCCAGGGGAACCAGUUCAGGCGCAACGGCAUGGGCGACUUCGGAACUUUCUUCUACUGACAGACAGCUUUGUUUUUAAGAUUUUUUUUAUUUUCUCAUGAAUUAAAUACUGCUGACUCACACUGCCCACGGAGGUGUUCUGCAGAGAUGGAGAUCAUGCUCCUGCGAUCCUUCAGAGUUUUUAAAAGCUCUGACUUCGGUCUGUUUGUAAAUUGAUCCCCAUGUUUGCACAAAUGCUUUUAUCUUAUUUAUUCCUCGGACUAAUGACGCCUAAUAUUUUUAACAUUGUUAAUGGAAGUUCACUUGUCACUUUGAAUGCAGUUGUGUUGGUUUCACUUCAGACCUGAUACAUGUUGUUACCUUGAGGUGGUGGCUUGGUGAAGGCAGUGCACAGUUUGAGUUAACACAGGUUCCUUAUUUUCUUUUGUACACACGUGAGAUUUCCACAAAGUGCCUCGCUCUUUUUUUAAACUUUGAUGUAUUUUAUGGUUGUGCGAAGUCCAAAGGAUUACAAGCUGUGGUAUUAAAAAAUCAUGUUUUAAAAGAGGCCCUUUAUUUUCUGGGAGAACUUAAAACGAUUCACAAACUGCAUCUCAGCUCUGUUGAAGUAGACUCCUGUCUGU